UUUAUUUACCUAUCUGCUGCCGGUGCUGAGCUCGCCGGCGCUCGCGGCUCGGCUCUGUGGGGAGAGAGGGAAGCGGGAAGAGGGAGGAGCAGAGAGAAGGAGGUGAUGAGGAAGAGGCGGAACGCAACGAGAGGAAGACUGCAGAGCAGGGGGUGCAGACCAGCUGGCCAGCAGGGGUGCAGACCAGCACCAGCUGCCGAGACAGCACACAUCCCGUCCAGGACACUCCGAAGCGGGACGGCGGCCCCCCAGAGGGAGGCAGAGAGAGCGGGGGCGUUACGUAAGCACAGAUAUUAAGGUGGCGCUAUAGAAGGUAUAUGAGUAGGUGGC
Molecule: messenger RNA, 330 nt
Organism: Pichia membranifaciens NRRL Y-2026
Lineage: Eukaryota; Fungi; Ascomycota; Pichiomycetes; Pichiales; Pichiaceae
Exons: 1
Coding region: 106-297 (63 amino acids)
Source: RefSeq, a predicted model, not a curated record